Molecule: messenger RNA, 1056 nt
Organism: Closterium sp. Naga37s-1
Lineage: Eukaryota; Viridiplantae; Streptophyta; Zygnematophyceae; Desmidiales; Closteriaceae
Source: the annotation of a GenBank genome assembly
AUGCAGGGAGGGGCGACCGCGUCUCCCACAGAAGUUGUUCUCACGUCCAACGUGGAGCUCACCGCAGACUGCCUUUCCUACUCCCCUCCUCACUCGCCUCCCUCCCCGACUCCCUUCCACCUACCAAAACUCUCCCCAGCCUCUUCCACAUUCUUCCCUCCUCCCAGCACCCUCCCCGCACUCUCAGGCGCGGCCAAGCUGACCAUCAGGGGCGCUUGUGCCACCUCCAGGUGCAUCAUCAGCGGGGGUGGCGCCUUCCCCAUAUUCACCUCCCCCUCGACCACCCCCAAGGGGGGAAAGUUGACUCUGGUUAACCUCAGGUUCCAGCAGGCAGCAGGAGGCGUCUUUAAAAAUGUACGGACGGCGAUCAACGCGAGUCAAUGCAUUUUCGUCAACAACACAGUUUCUGACAUUGGCGGAGGGGUGCUCAGUGACUCCUUCCCGCCUUCAACCAACCCUCCCAAGCACGUCUUCUCAAACUGCACCUUUGAGAAGAACACGGCGGGAACAUGGGAAGGCGGCGCCAUCACCAUCAAAGCCAAGAGCUUCUACUCCUACAAGCACAACGAUCGCGUGCCUGAUCUCACUUUUCGAAGCUGCCACUUCAGGAGCAACAAUGCGUCCAGACUGGGAGGGGCGGUGUCUGUGGCGGGGUCAGCCAGGGUGCGGUUCUUUGACUGUGUGUUCAGUGCGAACCGCGCUGGUGCAUCUGGGGGAGCCGUCUAUUCUAAAGACGCCGCCAUCUAUUUCGGUCAAUCCUCCUUUUCUGGAAAUGCGGCACUUGGCACCUCCCUUGCUGGCGGCGACUCUUCUGGUGUCGGCGGCGCUGUCUACGCCGUCGUCACAGGAGUGGACAGCGAGACAGCUGCCGAGUGGCACAGUGAUCACGAGUGGGUGGUCGGAGCAAACGAGCUGCCCAGCCAGGUGAGGAAGACGGCUGAUUGGGUAAAUGGGGAAGGAGUGGGUGACUGGCUGGGGCGGGAGUGCUGCAGGAGUAGUGGGCGCAGUGAGAGCAGUGAGAAGGCGGGCUGGGUUGCGGGUCCCCACAAGGGGUGA